Rubroshorea leprosula is the source of this 1009-nucleotide messenger RNA. Lineage: Eukaryota; Viridiplantae; Streptophyta; Magnoliopsida; Malvales; Dipterocarpaceae. The record is from the annotation of a GenBank genome assembly.
GAAAGUGAGUUCCCAGUUUAGAUGUCAUAUCCAGUUGCUACCUGUCACGAGGAAGACACGAGUGUCCAAGCGGGUGUUAAAAGGCGAGUGCCCUUAGCACUGCUCUUACAACAAGAGCAAAAUACUGACUGAAGAGUUAAGACAGAGAAAGUUAGUGGCUAGUUACCAGCACCGAACCCAUGGAAGAGACGAUGGAGACCCGGCACAGAGCGAGACUCGCCAUUGUUGAACUGGUCAACAUGCUAAGCGUUCCUAUGUCCCUCAACGCCAUCGUCCGCCUCAACGUUCCCGACGCAAUCUGGCAAGGUGGGACUAAUACCCCUCUCACCGCCUCCCAGAUCCUCACGAAAGUUCUCCCCUCCGGCGGUGGGGAUGCCGAGAACCUCCAGCGCAUCCUCCGUAUGCUCACUAGCUAUGGUGUGUUCGCCGAGGUACUGGAUGAUACUGACCGUGCGGAGAGAAAAUACUCACUAACUGAGAUCGGGAAGAUGCUCGUCACCGACGCCGACGGUCUUUCCUGCGCGUCUUACGUGCUCCAGCACCACCAGGACGAGCUAAUGAAAGCAUGGCCAUUGGUUCACGAGGCGGUGGUGGAUCCGAAAUCGGAACCAUUCGUGAAGGCGAACGGUGAGCCGGCGUACACUUACUACGGGAAGAGGCCGGAGAUGAUUGGGUUGAUGCGGAAGGCUAUGUCGGGAGUCUCCGUGCCUUUCAUGAAAGCAAUGCUAGAAGCCUACAGUGGGUUUGAUGGGAUCCAGCGCCUGGUUGACGUCGGCGGCAGUGCCGGCCAUUGCCUGAGGAUGAUAUUACAGAAAAAUCCCAAUAUUCGUGAAGGCAUUAAUUUCGACCUGCCUGAGGUCGUUGCCAAAGCACCAAACUUUCCCGAUACUAUGACCAGGUGAGCUUGGGGCCUGUAUGUAAGAGUGUAUGAGUUGUAGCUUGAUGUGCACUGUCAAAGCUAUUAUCUACUAGUUUAAGCUUUUAGUUUGAAUAAAAUCUUUACCUUGCC